Messenger RNA from Hibiscus syriacus, 870 nucleotides. Its product is annotated as bifunctional riboflavin biosynthesis protein RIBA 1, chloroplastic-like. Bases 1 to 870 code for a protein of 289 amino acids. Gene Ontology annotation, cellular component: chloroplast. Gene Ontology annotation, biological process: riboflavin biosynthetic process. Lineage: Eukaryota; Viridiplantae; Streptophyta; Magnoliopsida; Malvales; Malvaceae. The transcript has a single exon. The record is from RefSeq and is a predicted model, not a curated record. Gene Ontology annotation, molecular function: 3,4-dihydroxy-2-butanone-4-phosphate synthase activity; GTP cyclohydrolase II activity.
AUGCUAGAGGAAGAUCUAGAGAGACUGCAACUUCCUUUGAUGGUGAAUCAAAGAGAAAAUGAAGAGAAACUCUGCACUACAUUCAGAGUUACAGUGGAUGCAAAACAUGGUACUACAACUGGUGUAUCAGCUCAUGUUAGAGCAACAACAGUGUUGGCCCUUGCUUCUGGAGAUUCCAAGCCAGAGGAUUUCAACCGCCCGGGUCACAUUUUCCCACUGAAGUACAGGGAAGGAAGGGUCCUGAAAAGGGCUUGGCAUACUGAAGCUUCUGUUGAUCUUACAGUGCUAGAUGGGCUGGACCCUGUUGCAAUUCUCUGUGAGGUUGUCGAUGAUAAUGGAUCCAUGGCUAGAUUACCAAAGCUUCAUCAAAUUGCUGAGUGGAACAACUUAAAAAUCGUAUCCAUUGCUGAUUUAAUCAGAUAUAGGAGAAAGAGGGAUAAAUUAAUUGAUCUCGCUGGUGUGGCUUGGAUACCAACUAUAUGGGGGCCAUUCACGGCCUAUUGUUACAAGUUAAUAUUGGAUGGGAUUGAGCAUAUAGCUAUGGUUAAGGGUGAGAUUGGAGAUGGACAAGAUAUUCUUGUCAGGGUUCACACGGAAUGCCUCACGGGAGACAUAUUUGGAUCCACUAGAUGCGACUGUGGGAAUCAGCUUGGCCUUGCAAUGAAACAGAUCGAGGCUGCUGGCAGGGGUGUUUUGGUAUACCUUCGUGGGCAUGAAGGCAUGGGAAUCAGUUUGGGCCACAAGCUCCGUGCAUAUAAUCUGCAGGACGCUGGUCACGAUACAGUAGAAGCAAAAGAAGAGCUUGGGUUGCCUGUUGAUUCAACAUCAUUUCGACCGCAAGGGAACUAUGUUCAACUUACUUUGUGGUGA